Messenger RNA from Sebastes umbrosus (honeycomb rockfish), 2031 nucleotides. Its product is annotated as cyclin-O. The record is from RefSeq and is a predicted model, not a curated record. Gene Ontology annotation, biological process: regulation of cyclin-dependent protein serine/threonine kinase activity; mitotic cell cycle phase transition. Gene Ontology annotation, cellular component: cyclin-dependent protein kinase holoenzyme complex; centrosome; nucleus. Bases 578 to 1648 code for a protein of 356 amino acids. The transcript is spliced from 3 exons. Gene Ontology annotation, molecular function: cyclin-dependent protein serine/threonine kinase regulator activity. NCBI's taxonomy places the organism in Eukaryota, Metazoa, Chordata, Actinopteri, Perciformes, Sebastidae.
AAUUUUUGUUUUAAAAUAAAAUUAAAUGAGGUGGUGAACCAAUGUGCAAUUUCCACAUGUGCAAGAUUAUUACAGGACUAAAACAGAAUGGAGUAUGGAUAUUCCUGUGAAAUGUUUGAACAUUUCACAUAUAAUAGCACAAGUGAAACAGCCAUUUUCAUUUGAUGAAUUCACAUAUUCACACAUCUGGUUUGUGAAUGUAAUAUAUUUAGCACAUAUGAAAUUCAUAUUUCCAAUGAAACAUUUGUGAAAACAUAUAUUUUUUACAUUCUUUUCAGGACAUAUUUAUUUAUCUAUUUUGUCUCAUGAAAUGGGCCCACAGAGAGCAAAAGCUCUAACAUAUGGCUCAAGGUUUAGGGAUAAUUAGUUCCUUCAUGGCACGUGAUUGUUUGGCCUCGGUUGCCAGGGCAACAGGAGAAAGGUGAAGUGCAGGAGCGGGGAAGACCCCGGGAAAAGUGACGUCACCAGACGGAACUCCCCUCUCCAUCACCACAACCAGCAUCAUCCAGGAGAUCCAGGAGGAGACCGCUGCUGCAGCCGAUGGAGGCUCCAGUGAGAGACAGCCAACAAACCGGACAUGGUGUCCUUUGUGAGCGGUGAAUGUGGCUCAGCACAGGUCCAGCAGCGGCAGACGGUCCGGCUCAGGAAGCAGACACUCAUGAACAAGUUGAGCGACUCCGGUUUCGAGGAAGACUUCUUGGGAUCCUCCCCGACUUCAUCCCCGGCUCCGGCUCCGGCUCGGAUAGAUGUGUCCCCGCUCCGUUCAGACGAGCCUCCUGCAGGACAGCAGCUGUCCAACUGGUUCCUCCAGUACGGAGACGUCGGUUUCCAGAUCCAGAUGGACAAAGAGGAGCAGUUCCACUCCUGCAAGAGCCUGGCACGACAGCCACAACUGACUGCAGAGGCCCGGUGUAAGCUCGUCAGCUGGCUCAUCCCCGUACACAAACACUUCCGUCUGUCCUUCGAGUGCUGCUGCCUGGCGGUGAACAUCAUGGACAGGUUCAUGGCCUCCACACCGGUGGCUGCUGACUGCUUCCAGCUGCUGGGUGUCACUGCACUCCUCCUAGCCAGCAAACAGGUGGAGGUGUGCUCGCCGCGGAUCAGCCAUCUCUUGUCACUGUGCUGCGAGGCCUUCACUAAGGAGCAGCUCUGCAACCUGGAGUGUCUCAUCCUCCUCCGUCUCAAUUUCCGCCUCGCUGCUCCCACCCUGGCCUUUUUCCUGGACUAUUACACCAACUGCGUCGAGGCUGCAGAGGUUGACACUGAGAACACAGGUGGUGGCAGGUUUGCAAGGUUGAAUCCAGACACAAAAAGAGCCGGGCAGCAGUGCAGCAACCUCGCACGAAAGGUGUGCGAGUUGAGUCUGGCAGACUAUGCUUUCAACAGAUACCCGCCGUCUCUGACUGCUCGCUGUGCACUGAGGAUAGCCAGUGAGCUACUGGAAACUGAACAUGGGCUUGUUGAGCAUGCAGAUGAACUAAGUACCCAACCAGCUGAGAGCCCUGAGCUCUCUGAGGCAGUAAAGGGCCACUUCCUGUCUGUGAGUCCAGGGAGCUACAACCACAAUCUGGCCCAGGAGUGCAAAGACAACCUGAAGCUGUUGGUGUCAUUAAACCAGGAGACAUUGGAAGGGAUGUCUGCCAUGUGACCUCAAGUGUGCCACCAUUCAGAUGUUAGCAAAAUGCCAAAUUCUCCUCCACUUUGGGGGUUUUAUUCAAGGGGUUAUUUAGAGUAAAAGUUCAGAAGUUAAGUCUGGUGUUUAUGCAAACCCAUCUACUAAACCUCAUGUACCUCAUAGACAAUCAGUUGAUUGAGCUGAAUGAAUGUUUUACAACAUAGUAGUUUAUUUAUUUUACUGAUGCUAUUGUUUAUCAAUGAAGUAUAUUAAUAUAUUCUGUUUAUUUACUGUGUAUGCACUGACUUGCUGCAAGUUUAUGAGAUAUGUUACUGUUUACCUCUUUAAAUGAAGGACCUGGAAAAAUGUACUGUAAUUAAUUGUUUUUAUUAUGAAAUAAAUGAUCAGUAAAUUAA